UAGAGACAAUCACACUCACUAGACACACAAACACUUUGGACACAGACAUUCCUCAGGGACAUACUUAUUGUCCUGACAGAAGAGAUCCUUCUGGGUACUGGACCCUCCCGUGGUGGGCCUUCUGGACUGAAACAGAGCAGGAGACAGAGUACCACAUUGAGCAUCAUCAGUGCAGCUCAAAGCCAGAAGGGCUCUCCAGACUUUUGGAAAAUUAACAGUAACUAACCUCUUGAGAAACUAACUGCUGCACAGCCAUGAGGGUUUUCAACCUGCUCUACCUGCUCCUGCUGCUCGUAGCCAUUGUGGCAUCAGUCUCCUCCGCACCAGUCUCCUCCGGCAGACCAGGUAAGCAUCCCAAAACCUUUCACAUCCAGAUGUCACGAUUGGUUGGGCAGGUGUCCGUUAGGAUCGUUCAUAGUCACUUAAAACCAAGUUUCUAUGGUUUAAACACAGCCCGGAACUUCAACAGAGUUCUAAAUCGCUGCACAGCAGUGCCAAGUGUAAAGAAGCCUACCUUCAGGCGUGGGGAGCGGUUUCUUUCAGAGGAGAGAGAAGAUGUCCUCUACCUAAGGAGAAAAUACCACAGACACCACUACUGCCCCCACAGAAGAUGCAUGCCUCUCCACUCCAGAGUACCCUUCCCCUAAGGUUGAAGAAUGAGGGUGACAUAAGGAGACAAAUGUGAAUAUGAAGCAACUGCAGUGUGUGGCCCAAACACCAUGGAUGGGUCUCAGUACAAAGACAUAGACUGUGAAGUGGAGGGGACACCAUGCCAAUGCCCUCCAAAAACACAGAAAGAAACAACAAAUAUAAACCAAGCAUUGUUUUGGCAUCCCGGUGGCCACAGAUGUUGGUCUGUCCAGUUGCAAGCGUCUUCCCUCUUCGUCAUCAAAAGCCAACGCUUUUGUACCGAACAAGAACAAGGGAAAAGGAGCUACAACAUCAAGUAUAUUCGACGCUCGACUUAAAAGCUACGGACCAAAGAGCUGGAAACAUCUUAGUGACUGCAGCUACGAUGAACAGCAUCCACAGUAUUCCUACAAAGUGUUUAUUAUGCAUGU
Molecule: messenger RNA, 1061 nt
Organism: Perca flavescens (yellow perch)
Lineage: Eukaryota; Metazoa; Chordata; Actinopteri; Perciformes; Percidae
Gene: apela
Product: apelin receptor early endogenous ligand
Exons: 4
Coding region: 255-647 (130 amino acids)
Biological process (GO): apelin receptor signaling pathway; heart development
Molecular function (GO): apelin receptor binding
Source: RefSeq, a predicted model, not a curated record